Molecule: messenger RNA, 974 nt
Organism: Aspergillus ruber CBS 135680
Lineage: Eukaryota; Fungi; Ascomycota; Eurotiomycetes; Eurotiales; Aspergillaceae
Exons: 1
Coding region: 346-720 (124 amino acids)
Source: RefSeq, a predicted model, not a curated record
CCGAGCAAUUGCUAAUACCACCGUAGUUUCUAGCAUGGCUUCUAAUUCUACUUCGCACUCUCCAUGCAUAUAAUCCCAACCACCAUCCAUACAAAUCCUAACUUAACAUUGAAACAAACAUGUCCAAAAUAAGCGUCUUCCCCGCCUCUGGCACCCUUGGAACAAACACCAUCAAUCAUCUCCUCAAGCUUGUCCCAGCUUCCCAACUAGUCCUCAUCGCCGGGCACCCUGAGAAACUAGCCCACCUGUCCCACGCUAGCGCAACAAUUCGAUAGGUAGAUUACGAUGAACCGAUAACCCUAGAACAUGCCUUUGACGGCGUGAAUACGCUAAUGCUGAUUUCGUAUGCAUCCGUUGAAGUUGAGUCUCGGUUUGAGGUUGGUCCUUUCUCACCCCUGUCCUCCCACUAUAACACUGAUGCAAAACCGCCAUAACUGCAGCCCGCAACAGCUCCAUCAUCCACAUCUUCUACUCCUCCCUCGCGUUCAGUGGCGACCUCCUACUCACCAGCGUCGCAAGCAUAAUGCGUGCGCAUCUCCUAACCGAAAACUACCUCUCGCCACUCUCCGCCCAAGGACUGACCACAUACUGCUAUCCGCGAGGGACUGUAUAGUGAGUUGUUCCCGGUUUAUACAGCAUGAUUCAAUGUCCAUAAUCCUGUGGGGGAGAUUACGAUUCCACAUUGGGGGAUGGAUUGGGGAUCGCGUAAGCGAAGAUUGAUGAGCUUGGUGAGGCGACUGCGAAUAUGAUUGUUUCCCUACGUGCGGAGUUUGGGUGAUUUUCUGUGGUUGAAUAAGUUGGUGUUGUUAUUGGGGCCUAAGGUAUUGUCGUUGAGGAGACGGUCGAUAUUCUGGGGACGGUUACUGGAAGGGACGUGAGAACCAGAGAUUUCGGCUGAUGAGUAUGCGGGAUUGCCAUUCAAGAAGUACUGGUAUCAUGGGGUACAUCUGUUGAAAGAUUAUAUAUCGUGCUGG